This is a messenger RNA of Sus scrofa (pig), 6681 nucleotides long. RefSeq names its product mitochondrial antiviral signaling protein (gene MAVS). The record is from RefSeq and is a predicted model, not a curated record. NCBI's taxonomy places the organism in Eukaryota, Metazoa, Chordata, Mammalia, Artiodactyla, Suidae.
ACCCCGCCCCCGCCGUCUGGCCAAUGGCCGUGCAGCUCCGGCCCCCACUCUCCUGUCCUGCUGGGGAGGGUUCCGGGCUAUAGGCUACAGGAGGCAGGUUGCCUGGCCGUGGCUACCCCGAGUCCAUCUACCCUUCAUGGGCCAGAGCCCUCUGUCACUUCACAACCCGGAUAGCGAUGACGUUUGCCGAGGACAAGACUUAUCAGUAUAUCCGCAACCAUCACAGGAAUUUUUGCAAGAUCCAUGUUCUGGAGAUUCUGCCUUACCUGUCCUGCCUCACAGCAAGUGACCAGGACCGACUGCGGGCCUCCUUUGAGCGCUGGGGCAACCAGGGCACCCUCUGGGACCUCUUCGACAGCCUUCGGCGGAGGAGCGGCUGGGUACAGUCCUUCAUCGGGGCACUGAGGAUCUGUGAGCUGUCUGAUCUCGCUGACGAAGUGUCCCGUGUCUACCAGAACAGCCUGCUGCGGAAUUCAAACAGCCCCCCAGCUCCACUGGAGCCGCCAUCUACUCCUGCUGAGGCUCCAGGGCCUUCCAGACCUGCUGUGGCCCCCAGCAUCCCCCACAAUGGCUACAGAGAGGAUGAGCCAAGUUACCCCAUGCCUGUCCAGGAUACCCAGUCGCCAGAGGCCCCAGGAGAGAGUUCAAAGACAGCGCCACAGCCACCCAACUCUGGGGCUGUCCUGAAGAGGCCAGGUGGCCCCCUGGAGCCCUCCUCUGAUGUGGCCCUCAGCCCUCUGACCUCAGGUGGGCAUCAGAAGCAGGACACAGAACUGGGCAGUGCCCACACAGCAGGCACGGUCUCCAGCCCCACGUCACCCCGUGGGCCUGUGUCUCCGACUGUCUCCUUCCAGCCCUUGGCCCGUUCUACCCCCAGGGCAAGCCGUUUGCCUGGACCACCCGUGUCUACUGCCUCCUCCUCCACUGGCUUGGCCUCUGCAGGUGGAGCUGGUGACCAGGUUGAAGCUACCAUCUGCUCCGGUGGGGCAGGGGUGCCCACCACCUCUGUGACUGCCAGCAUGGUGCCCUCUAAAGUGCCCACCAACUCAGCAUUUGCCAGCACCAUGCCUUCCAAGUUGCCCACCAGCCUCAAGCCCCCUGGUGCAAUGUCCACUAACGUGUCCCCCAGUGUAGCACCAUCCAAAUUGCCCAUCAACUCCACGCGUUCUGGCGCAAUGUCACCCAAAGUGCCUACUGGCUUGCUGCCGGACCACAGGAAACCUACAAGCACGGUGGCCAGCAAGGUGCCUGCCAACACUGGGCCCACCAUCAGGAGCAGCAACCGUCCUGAAAAGGAGACUCCAGCAUCUCCAGCGCCCAUAGGCACUGCUGCUGGAGGCACCUCGCCCUGGCCAGACAGCAACUCUGACCGCUGGGACUCAGAGGAGCCGGAGCUGAGCAAGCCUGGUAGGCUGGUGUCCAGGAUGGAUAGCCAGCCUUUCUCGGGCUCCUCCGAGGACCUCGCCAUCAGCUACAGCAAUCCUCUGGGCUCAGGGCCUGACAACACCCCAGAGGAGAACGAGUACGUGUCAGUGGAUACUAUUAGGAUCCAGGGGGACCCCAGCACCCCACCUGUAGGGGACAGCCCGGGGCCACUCACUGCCUCGGAGUUCCAGGCAGAGGAGGAGUUGGAAGAGGGGUUGGAAGAGGUCAAGACUGAGGCUAGGGCUCCGUGGGUUGGGGUGGCGGUGGUUGGGGUGCUUCUGGCCACACUCCUGGCCAUGCUGUACCGGCGGCGCCUGCCCCAGUGAGGCUCCUGGGCCCUGUCCACCACGUAUCUGUUCCCUUCUCCAAGAUACAUCUGCCUGAGCCACAGAGCCAAGUUAUCCCAGCAUCCCUGACCCUUUUGUGGAGCUGGCAGAGGCUGGGUCAGAGGGGAGGCAGGGGGCCCCAGGCUUAGUCCUAGCAGGGAGCAUUUCGGUCCCAUUGUCCUCUGUGGCUCCCCCACCAUCCUUGGCUUUUGGGGACCCGUGCUGCCCUGGGUGCUCCAGACCAUCUGGCCAUCUGGGUUGUUACCUUUGUCCUCUGGAGGAGGUGCCUCUGUCCCAAGUCCAAGGAUCAGGAGGUGCAGCUGGAGACCGCAGGGCGUCAACAACAUCCGCUGUCCUGCCCUGAUCCCUGGCAGCCCACAGCAGAUGGGUGGGGCAGGGGGCCCCACAGGACUUUGCUCCAGCCCCCAGGGGCCCCAGGAACAGCAUGGUGGCCCAUCUCUAAGGACCUAGUCCCCUGCCUCCCCUGGCACACAAGGAUGGGAGGAGGUCCGGAGAGUCCCAUGGACCCCUGGGAAGCCUGACCAGCUGCUGGGCCUGAGAACCACCUAAAGAGCCCCUCUCCAGCCCCCGUAUCCUGGUCUCUCUUCACCUCCCUAUGGGGGCUGGGGAGGGAACACCUGCAGGGCAGAGCUCAGGCCAAGGUGCAGAUUUCGGCUCCACCCCUUCCUGGGCUGUGUGGCCUUGGCAGCUCAUCAGACUUCUCUGGUCUUGCUCACCCAUGUGGACGGUGAGUGUCAUGCCUUAUCCUUCACUGCCUUCUCCUGAGAUUGAAGCCUACAUGUCUUUGUCAAGUGCCUGGCUCAGAGCAGGUGGCUGCUAAAUGCUUUUCCCCAUCUCUCCCUGCCCGGCCUGGUGGAGAUGAGGGGUGAGAGGCAGGGAGCCAGGUGGGUAAGGGGGUACCACUGUGCUGUAGGGUGGCCUAGGUCUGCAUCCCGCUCUCACUAAUUCUGUGCUCUUGGGCAAGAUAUUAACCUCUCUGUGCCUUAGUUUUCUCACCUGUAAAAAGAGGAUGAGUAGUGGAAUUUUAUAUAUAUAGAUACACACGUCCUAGUGUCAUAAGGAUUAAAUGAGUUUAUCUAUUUAAAUCUUAGAAUGGUUCCUGGCAUUUCAUUGACUAAGGGUUGGGUACAUGUUUGUCACUAUUCAAUGUGGAGGGACUGGAGCACUUGGCUACACCGUUAGAAGCAGAGCCAGGCCAUACGCCUAUGUCCCUUUUAUAUUUGCCCCUUCCUUUGUCCCGGGCACUGGGGAAUUACUGGGGAGGGAGGUCUAUCCACUGGGGCAAUUCUGCAGGGUGGGGGCUGGGGUGCUCCCCAGCAACCAGAUGGAUUGGGGGGUACCCUAGUGGGUUCUUUUCAGGCAGCCAUUGCUGGACAAGGGGCAGGGACAGGGGCCUCGGGAGCUCCCUUCAUUUCUGGGCUCUGCAAGCAGGACCAGAGCCCUGAGGAGACAUAAGGGGUGGGCGUCCCUGGGACCCGCCCCCAAGCUGUCAGUCUGCAGGGUCCUGCACCCUGCUUGGGCUGCUACAGCCUUUCUUUGCACUGCCCUAGGGGACCUCAGCAGCCUAAUGACCUUGGCUUCUACCUCUAGAUUUCUCUUCAACCCUCUCCAAAUGGAACAACCUGCACCCUGAAGCUAGGAGUGGUCCCUACCCACGCUGUCUGCAACCACUCCCUAUCACCCUUGCUCUUAACCACCCCUCUGUGCUCCUUCUUCACUCCCAGGUAUCCAAGUCAGGGAACAAUUCAUGCACAGGUACUGGUUUUAAAGUGCUACCCUCUCAAGGUGGCUUGGGAACAAAGUAUCUCGACAGCAGUGUGUAGACCUAAGGGAUGCUACAUAAAUGGUAGGAUUUCAGAAUUCCCAUCAUGGCUCAGAGGAAAUGAAUCCGACUAGGAACCAUGAGGUUGCAGGCUUGAUCCCUGGCCUCGCUCAGUGGGCUAAGGAUCCAGCAUUGCUGUGAGCUGUGGUGUAGUUCACAGAUUCAGCUCGGAUCUGGCGUUGCUGAGGCUGUGGCGUAGACUGGCAGCUGUAGCUCCAAUUAGACCCCUAGCCUGGGAACCUCCAUAUGGGGGCAGCUCUAAAAAGCAAAAAAAGAAAAAAGGUAGGAUUUCAAGUACGGUGACCAGCCAAGGGGGAGAUACUUUUUGGAUAAGGUGUGUAGAAAGCAGUCAGGGAUGUACCUGGUCCUUUGCAAAUUAUGCUCCCCAGAAGCCCUGACUUGGCCUGCAUCGAACAGCACCCCUAUUUUGGCUGUUGUUGAUCUGAAGGCCUCUAAAAUGCCAACUUGAAGCAGGCUUGGGAAUUGGCCAGUAUAUGGAGGCCUGUGGCCAGAAGAGGGCUUGGGGGAGUUGAUGGGAUGUGUCAUAUCUCAGGAGUCCUGGGUUUCAGCAGCAAGAGGGUGCGUGUGGGAGGGUUCCUCAUCCCCAUGGCCUGAGUGAUGUGGAGGGAGGGAGGACCAAAGAGGGCCUUUACCCCAAGAGGUGAGCACAGCCACCUCUACCUAGAGGCUUGGAGAAGCACCCUUUACCUUUCAGUAAAGGCUGUGGGGCCAGAGGGGCCAAUGGCAUCCUAAACACUUACAGCAGCCUCACCUGUAGCCCAGUAUACAUCCGUAUUUAAAAAAAAAAACAAAACACCCUCUCCAUCUUUUCUCUCUCCUGUUGAAACAUUUCCUGCAAAGCCCAAGAGCCACCAAUGCUUCUCUUUUGCUGGGAAAUAGCUGUCACCUUUGCUUGAUGACCCACUGCAGCCAGACUCACAUCACAUCCUCACCUUGUUUUCCUGGUUGGAUGUACUCAGAUUUAACUGACUUAGGGGAAUUUCUGGUCAAAUAUCAGCAAGAUGCCCUUUCCUCUUUCAGGCUUUGGGUUGGGUUAUUCAUAGCUUCUUUUGUUUGUUUAUCGGCCACGCCUGUGGCAUUGUGGAAGUUCCUGGGUCAGGAAUCAAACCUGGGCGAUGGCAGCAACCCAAGCCAAUGCUGGAUCUUUAACCCACUGCACCAGAGGAGAACUCCCGUAGCUUCUAAGCAUUUUUUUUUUUUUUUAUGAAAAACUUUUAAGCUCACACGGUAGAAUAGAUAGAAUAAUACUCCCCACUCCAUAUGCCCAUCAUCCAGCAUCAGUAAUUGUGGACACAUGGCUAGUCUUUUUGUUUGUUUGUUUUGUUUUUUGUCUUUUUGGGGCCACACCCACAGCAUAUGGAGGUGCCCAGGCUAGGGGUCGAAUCAAAGCUGUAGCUGCUGGCCAAAGCCUCAGCCACAGCAAUGCGUGAUCCGAGCCACAUCUGUGACUUACACCACAGCUCACAGGCAACACCAGAUCUUUAGCCCACUGAGCAAGGCCAGGGAUCAAACCUGCAUCUUCAUGGAUAUUAGCUGGGUUCAUUGCCGCUGAGCCACCAGGAAUGCCUCAUGGUCAGUCUUGUUCAUUCCUGCUUGAUUCCCCAUUUUUUGUACAGGUGCCUUUUGUAAAUCAGGGAGUGAGGAGUUCAAAGCCAAGGGAAAGACUUGGGACAAGAGGAUUUUGUGGCAAAGGACCUGUGUUUUCUUCCAAGGUAGCAUGAGGUAACAACGAGGCAUUCCCCUCUUGGUUUCUUGGCAUCGGUGGUGACAUCCCUCUUGAACCAGUUCAAAGUGUGAGCAGCACUGGGUCCCUCUCUUAGGAGGAGGGAAUCAGAGGGGAUUCCUUUACUAACAAGCUCCCCUGAGGUGUCUGGCCACUGCUUCUGUCCCAGAAAGGUGACGAUCAAUGGGCAUGUCCAGUGGCAGUUUGCCCCAUUGCAUGUGGGGUCUCCUCUAGGCUCUGGCAGAGCCCUUCCAGUGGGCAGACCUUCCCACUCUUGUCCAGAUUCAAACUCCACAGCCUGUCUCCUGCUUUUACAGGAGUCUCUUAGGCAUGGAGUCAUUCAGGCCUUGAGGUCCCUUGCUUUCCACCAAUACACUCUGGUGAAGCUGAUGGCCAAGGAACAUUUUUUCCUGCAGGGAAAGUAGUGUAUAUUUUCCUGUAUAGAUCAUCACAGAAUAUUGGGUCAAGUUCCCUGUGCUGCAUACAGGUCCCCGUUGGCCAGUCAUUCCAUAGACCACAGUGUGCUUACACCAAUCCCAACCCCCCCAGUCCACCCCUCUCCCUUCUACAAACUAUUGUUGCCAAGCGAAAUAGGCCUUUGUUGAAUUGAAUUUAGUUCAUGUAACAAUCCAAACAAUUUGGUCAUUGUUUCAGUUGUUUGAGGACCCUCUGUUUCUGGAUUUUUUUUUCCCCACUGUGUGCAGGAUGAGCCACCAAAUUACUAAUGAAAUGGAGAACAGGGCAGAGCCAAAGCUCCACACAAGGCUCUUCAAGACCAUUGGUCAACUGACCUCAUCAGCUGACCUCAUCAUUAACCGAUUAUUCAGGAAUUCUACUUUUCCUACAGUCAUCUAGCUGUUAAGAGUAUACCUAACUCGGAGGAGUUCCCAUCGUGGCGCAGUGGUUAACGAAUCCGACUAUGAACCAUGAGGUUGCGGGUUCAGUCCCUGCCCUUGCUCAGUGGGGUAGGUUGCAGAUGCAGCUCGGAUCCCGCGUUGCUGUGGCUCUGGUGUAGGCUGGUGGCUACAGCUCCGAUUGGACCCCUAGCCUGGGAACCUCCAUAUGCCGAGGGAGCGGCCCAGGAAAUAGCAAAAAGACCAAAAAAAAAAAAAAAAAAAAAGAGUGUACCUAACCCAAUCCCGGUGGAGGUAUAUCCAUUAACUAACGCGGCAUGAGAAGUUAUGUCAAAACUUAACAGUUUAAAACAACGCAUUUAUUAUCUCAGUUUCUGUGGUUAAGAUUUCAAGUGCAGGUUUGCUGGGUCCUCUGACUCAAGGUCUCUCACAAGGCUGCAAUUGAGGGGUUGGCCGGGGUGUAGCCAUCUCAAGCCUCAAUCUGGGGAG